GAUGCCAGGCCUCCGAACGAAAUCAGGUGUUGGUCUGAGACAAUGUCUUCUGCCCAGUCCCACUGGAUGACUCUUGUCACCUUUUUUCCCUGCCCUCCAUCCAGGUAAUUUUCUGAUGUGACGGCUGAGACAUGAGAUCUUCAGCCUCCAGGCUCUCCAGUUUUUCGUCGAGAGAUUCACUAUGGAAUCGGAUGCCGGACCAGAUCUCCGUCUCCGAGUUCAUCGCCGAGACCACCGAGGACUACAACUCGCCCACCACGUCCAGCUUCACCACGCGGCUGCACAACUGCAGGAACACCGUCACGCUGCUGGAGGAGGCUCUAGACCAAGAUAGAACAGCUCUACAGAAAGUGAAGAAGUCUGUAAAAGCAAUAUAUAAUUCUGGUCAAGAUCAUGUACAAAAUGAAGAAAACUAUGCACAAGUUCUUGAUAAGUUUGGGAGUAAUUUUUUAAGUCGAGACAACCCUGACCUUGGCACCGCUUUUGUCAAGUUUUCUACUCUUACGAAGGAACUGUCCACACUGCUGAAAAAUCUGCUCCAGGGUCUGAGCCACAAUGUGAUCUUCACCUUGGAUUCCUUGUUAAAAGGAGACCUAAAAGGAGUCAAAGGAGAUCUCAAGAAGCCAUUUGACAAAGCCUGGAAAGAUUAUGAGACAAAGUUUACAAAAAUCGAGAAGGAGAAAAGAGAGCAUGCAAAACAGCACGGGAUGAUCCGCACAGAGAUUACAGGAGCCGAGAUCGCGGAAGAAAUGGAAAAGGAAAGGCGCCUCUUUCAGCUCCAAAUGUGCGAAUAUCUCAUUAAAGUUAAUGAAAUCAAGACCAAAAAGGGUGUGGAUCUACUGCAGAAUCUUAUAAAGUAUUAUCAUGCACAAUGCAAUUUCUUUCAAGAUGGCUUGAAAACGGCUGAUAAAUUGAAACAAUACAUUGAAAAACUGGCUGCUGAUUUAUAUAAUAUAAAACAGACCCAGGAUGAAGAAAAGAAACAGCUAACUGCACUCCGAGACUUAAUAAAAUCCUCUCUUCAACUUGAUCAGAAAGAAUCUAGGAGAGAUUCACAGAGCCGGCAAGGAGGAUAUAGCAUGCAUCAACUCCAGGGCAAUAAGGAAUAUGGCAGUGAAAAGAAGGGGUACCUGCUCAAGAAGAGUGAUGGGAUCCGGAAAGUAUGGCAGAGAAGGAAGUGUGCUGUCAAGAAUGGGAUGCUGACCAUCUCACAUGCCACGUCUAACAGGCAACCAGCUAAGUUGAACCUUCUCACCUGCCAGGUGAAACCAAAUGCCGAAGACAAGAAGUCUUUUGACCUGAUAUCACAUAACAGGACGUAUCACUUUCAGGCGGAAGAUGAGCAGGAUUAUGUAGCAUGGAUAUCAGUAUUGACGAAUAGCAAAGAAGAGGCCCUAACCAUGGCCUUCCGUGGAGAGCAGAGCACGGGGGAGAACAGCCUGGAAGAUCUGACAAAAGCCAUUAUUGAGGAUGUCCAGCGGCUCCCAGGGAAUGAUGUCUGCUGUGACUGUGGCUCGUCAGAACCUACCUGGCUUUCAACCAACUUGGGUAUUUUGACUUGUAUAGAGUGUUCUGGCAUCCAUAGGGAAAUGGGGGUUCAUAUUUCUCGCAUUCAGUCUUUGGAACUAGACAAAUUAGGAACUUCUGAACUCUUGCUGGCCAAGAAUGUAGGAAACAAUAGUUUUAAUGAUAUUAUGGAAGCAAAUUUACCCAGCCCCUCACCAAAACCCACUCCUUCAAGUGAUAUGACCGUACGGAAAGAAUAUAUCACUGCAAAAUAUGUAGAUCAUAGGUUUUCAAGGAAGACCUGUUCUACUUCCUCAGCUAAACUGAAUGAAUUGCUUGAGGCCAUCAAAUCCAGGGAUUUACUUGCACUAAUUCAAGUCUAUGCAGAGGGAGUAGAGCUAAUGGAACCACUGCUGGAACCCGGACAGGAGCUUGGGGAGACGGCCCUUCACCUUGCAGUCCGAACUGCGGAUCAGACAUCUCUCCAUUUGGUUGACUUCCUCGUACAAAACUGUGGAAACCUGGAUAAGCAGACAGCCCUGGGAAAUACAGUUCUACACUACUGUAGUAUGUACGGUAAACCUGAGUGUUUGAAGCUUCUUCUCAGGAGCAAGCCCACUGUGGAUAUUGUUAACCAGGCUGGAGAAACUGCCCUGGACAUAGCAAAGAGACUAAAGGCUACCCAGUGUGAAGAUCUGCUUUCCCAAGCUAAAUCUGGAAAGUUCAAUCCUCAUGUCCAUGUAGAGUAUGAAUGGAAUCUUCGACAGGAGGAAAUGGAUGAAAGUGAUGAUGAUCUGGAUGACAAACCAAGCCCCAUCAAGAAAGAGCGCUCGCCCAGACCUCAAAGCUUCUGCCACUCCUCCAGCAUCUCCCCCCAGGACAAGCUGGCACUGCCAGGGUUCAGCACUCCAAGGGACAAACAGCGGCUCUCCUACGGAGCCUUCACCAACCAGAUCUUCGUCUCCACAAGCACAGACUCGCCCACUUCACCAACUGCAGAGGCGCCCCCUCUGCCUCCUAGAAACGCCGGGAAAGAAUAUAAAAAGCUCUUUUGGAGCCUUUCUGGAUCAUCAGGUCCAACUGGCCCACCUUCAACACUCCCUCUAAGCACCCAGACCUCUAGUGGCAGCUCCACCCUAUCCAAGAAGAGGCCUCCUCCCCCACCACCCGGACACAAGAGAACCCUAUCCGACCCUCCCAGCCCACUACCUCAUGGGCCCCCAAACAAAGGCGCAGUUCCUUGGGGUAACGAUGUGGGUCCAUCAUCUUCAAGUAAGACCGCAAACAAGUUUGAGGGACUGUCACAGCAGUCAAGCACCAGUUCUGCAAAGACUGCCCUUGGCCCGAGAGUUCUUCCUAAACUACCUCAGAAAGUGGCACUAAGGAAAACAGAAACCAGCCAUCAUCUCUCCCUAGACAAAGCCAAUGUCCCGCCUGAAAUCUUCCAGAAAUCGUCACAGCUGGCAGAGUUACCACAAAAGCCACCACCUGGAGACCUGCCCCCGAAGCCCACAGAACUGGCUCCCAAACCCCAAAUUGGAGAUUUGCCACCUAAGCCAGGAGAACUGCCCCCCAAGCCACAGCUGGGCGACCUUCCACCCAAACCCCAGCUCUCAGACUUACCUCCCAAACCACAGAUGAAGGACCUUCCCCCCAAACCACAACUGGGAGACCUGCUGGCAAAAUCCCAGACUGGAGAUGUCUCACCCAAGGCUCAGCAACCCUCUGAGGUCACGCAGAAGUCGCACCCAGUGGAUCUCUCCCCAAAUGUGCAGUCCAGAGAUGCCAUCCAAAAGCAGGCAUCUGAAGACUCCACUGACCUCACGCCUACUCUGCCAGAGACGCCCGUACCACUGCCCAGAAAAAUCAAUACGGGGAAAAACAAAGUGAGGCGAGUGAAGACCAUUUAUGACUGCCAGGCAGACAACGAUGAUGAGCUCACAUUCAUCGAGGGAGAAGUGAUUGUUGUCACAGGGGAAGAGGACCAGGAGUGGUGGAUUGGGCACAUCGAAGGACAGCCUGAAAGGAAGGGAGUCUUUCCAGUGUCCUUUGUUCACAUCCUGUCCGACUAGCAAAAAGCAGAACUUUAAGAUUGUCCACAUCCUUCAUGCAAGACUGCUGCCUCCAUGUAAUCCUGUGCACAAUGUGUAUAUAGCUGCUGUUACAGAAUAAGAAACUCAUGGAAGGGCCACCUCAGGAGGGAAUAUAGUAUGUAUUGUAAAUAUCCUGUGUCUUCUGCCUUCGCCAGUAUUAGGGUAGCCUUGGGACCCGGCGCGCCUUACUGGUUUGCCAAAGCCAUCCUUGGCGUCUAGCACUUACAUCUCUCUAUCUAUGCUGUUUCACAAGCAAACAAACAAAAAAGUAUAGGAACUGCUGGCUUUGCAAAUAGAAGUGGUCUCCAGCAACCGUUGAAAGGCAUAGAAUUGACUCUCUGUUCCUAACAAUGCAGUAUUCUCAAUUGUGUUACUGAAAAUGCAACAUUAGCAAAGAGGUGGGUUCUGUUUUCCAGGUGAAACUUUUAGCUCCAUGACAGACCAGCCUGUAGUUAUCUGUGUACACAGUUUACAGCUACAAAAACCUACUUUGGUAUUUAUUACAGAAAAGUGCUCUGUUAAAUGUAAGUGUUAUUCCUUCAGCAAAAUAUUCACUGACCCAAAACUCUUUGUGGCAUUUUACAAUGCACACAGCCUCAUGCAAGCUUAGACAAACAAGUGGAUUUAUACUGUCUUAUGAUGGUGAGUGCCCGCCCCUGAGAUAUUACCUCAUUAUGCAAAAAUAACAUAUCCUUCAUAACUAUUUUGACAAAAGUUUAGAACACGUCUGAUGAAGUUCAACGUUCAGGAACCAAGGACUGCCAGAAAAUAUUAGCCUCUACAUUAUGCAUGCAUUUAGAAGCUUACCUGAAAUCUGCCUUUUAUAAAGGAAUAGUAUGGAUAAGUGGAACUGUACAUUUUUUAAACUUGAUUGCCAUUAAAGCAGAAAUUAUAAGGUUGCAACAAUAUUUGUUUCUAGUUAUUUGGCUUUCUCGAGAGUGUGGAUUUACAUAUCAUAUCAUGAAUCAGCAUCCCUCGAAUGCGUUGAAGCAUCUAAUGCAUCAAUUUUAAAUUAUUUUUUUAGUUUUCUUGGAUGAAGUUAAACUUUUAAAAGAUUAUUCAAGACGAAUUUAAGUCAACCCUUCACACAGUUUCCCCACUGUAGAAUCCAGGUGCUGAAACCAAGCUUUUCUUUUUCCAUGCUCUUUAGUAAACCCCAAUUACAGAUAAAUUUUUCAGUCUUAAGCUCUGUCAGUAGACACGUCACCUUCAAGUCAAUUCAUAACCAAGUUUUUGAACGCUGCUAUGAAUUGCACUGUGAAAAGCAUUCUCUCCCUCUCAUUUUUCUUUUCAUCCCAGCCCUGUUUAUCAGAUCAUUAAGAACAUUGUGAGUAUUUCAGUCUUUUACACAGUCUGAAUUCUGGAAAAGAAUACAAUAGUUGUACUCCACAGCCAGUGGAACUGUCUGAUUCCAAGACUCAUGUGUCGUUCUGGCAUGACAUUUGCUUAAAUUGCUAUUUUGGCAGCAGCACAGAAAACUAAUAUUUUUAAGUAGAGAAUCUUGGCAAUGAGUGAGAAAUGUUAAUUUCACAGAAGCACAACUCCCAACCAAACCCUUAGGAAAAGCCCUCUUUCAUAGAGUCACAGUGCUCAGUGAAUAUUAAUUUAGUUCUGCUUAAGUGGUUACUAUGAAAACGUUGAAUAGCCACCUAAUAAAUAAACCUUGCAUGACAAACCUGCAAAACAUUUUAUCAGCUGUUAUUGGAAAGUGAUUUUAAGCAAUUGUUUCCUCAGUAUCAGGGCACACGUGAAUUCCCACACCAAACUGAGGGCAUGAGGAACCAGUCCACUCCUGGCAUGUGGCUGGUGGCUUUACCAGCCUCAGUAUUUAAGCCACGCUGGUGUCAGAACAGAAGUUGGCGUCUGAGGUUGCUCAGUGUCCCAUUUCGUUCAUGUACACAUUUUAAGUUGCAUUAAAGAGCUAUUCAUUUUUGUGGCCUAGACUAUUUUCAACUGAUCUCAAAAUAAACUGUUUUUGUUUUUUUUUUCAAAAAAAAAAACACACAAAAGCCGCAUGUCUAAAAUUACAUGGAGUCAGUAUCUAUUCUUCUUCCCCUUUUGCAGCAACUUACACAAAUGCAUUUUUAAUAACCUUUUCUCUGGUUUGUUUUGUUUUCCAUCAGGAAUUUGCGUUCUCUCUAAUCCAGCUUACUAUGGGACAUAGGAAAACUAGGUAGACAUACCUUUGGUGAUCUUGUUGAGUUUAAAUCUGAUCUGGUUCUUAAACUCAGUGAGCCACUAUCUGCAAUUUUGUACAUGAUAUAGUAUUUUGAAGGUAUUGAACCUUAUGAAAAAAAUAGCAAAUUAGAUUUUUUUUCCUACAGAGGGGAAAGUUAUGUCCUGCAAAUAGUGUGUGUCUUAUUUUACUGUUGAACAGCAAUUGCUAUUUAUUUUUUUAUUGCCUAGAACUUCAACAUGUUGUAUAGGAAUCCCGUAGUGCCACCAGUUAAAUUCAAAUUCUCAUCUGGAUGUUACCAUCAAACAUCAGUACACUUGUCAUUUCACAUGUAUUUAAUGUGACAGUUUUUCAGUACUGUAUGUGUUAAUUUCUACUUUUUUUAAUAUUUAAAAUUGCUUUUAAAUAAACAUAUUCUCAGUUGAUCCCAAA
Microcebus murinus (gray mouse lemur) is the source of this 6207-nucleotide messenger RNA. NCBI's taxonomy places the organism in Eukaryota, Metazoa, Chordata, Mammalia, Primates, Cheirogaleidae. The record is from RefSeq and is a predicted model, not a curated record.